Alternaria atra is the source of this 2817-nucleotide messenger RNA. RefSeq lists its product as uncharacterized. The transcript has 3 exons. NCBI's taxonomy places the organism in Eukaryota, Fungi, Ascomycota, Dothideomycetes, Pleosporales, Pleosporaceae. The record is from RefSeq and is a predicted model, not a curated record. The coding region runs from base 1 to 2817 and encodes 938 amino acids.
AUGGAGGCCAUUGCAGGACUCAGCCUUGCUGCCAACAUCCUGCAGCUCGUGGACUUCACCGCGAAAGUCUUGUCGACUGGAAACCAAAUUCGCAUGUCAGGCUCCACCGCACAGAACUCCGAGUUAGAAUUGGUAGCUCGCGACUUCACAGCGCUGAAUGAACGUAUCACAUUAUGGGCUCGUCCUAAUCCGGCCAGUUCGGACCCAUUGGCAAAGGACAGCCAGUUUGUAGGCACUCAAGAAUCUGGCUGCAGAACAGUGCGUGAUGAGCUUCAAUUUAGGAUUCUGAUCUCCAUCAGGGAAGACCAAAUGCAAGGUCUUGAUGAACCGAGUCGGAAGGCGAUACAGAGUGUGGUGGAAAGCAACAAAGAGCUGUUCAUGACAAUAACUUCACAAACCGAGAAUAUCAUGAAACGACAAGUUGCCGACAGCUCGUUGGCAACGAUGCGUCAUAAUGUGGUCUUACAUGCCAUAACCAACCAAAACAUAGAGAAGUACAGUAUACAGGAUAUCACACGCAAGAUCAUGAAUCUUCUGUAUUUUAAUCGGAAGGACGACAGAUACGAUGACAUCGCUAUUGCUCAUCAAAACACAUUCAAUUGGGCACUGGAGGGCCAUGCGAAAGAUUCCAGAAGCUGGCCAAGCCUCGUAGACUGGCUUCGGCAGGAUGGUGAUGUGUAUUGGAUUAGCGGAAAGGCCGGGUCUGGGAAAUCCACAUUGAUGAAGUGUCUAUACAAAGAUCCCCGGUUUAUGGAGUCGCUGAAACUCUGGGCUGGAAGUGAUCGUCUCAUCGUUGCGGACUUCUACUUCUGGAAUUCAGGUGUCGAAAUUCAAAAAUCACAGGAAGGCCUCUUUCGCUCACUGCUCUGGCAGGUGCUCAAUCAGGACAUCUCUCUGGCAUCUACACUGUUUGCGGAGCAGUAUCUACUCCACGCCGAAUGGAACGAGUUUCCCACGUUUCACCAACUUCGCCGAGCAUUUGGAAGGCUCACGAGCCAUUGUCCUACCUCGACGAAGAUCGCAAUAGUAAUCGAUGGUUUGGACGAAUUCGAUGAUCGACGAAUUACAAUAACAGAGCUUGGAGAGAUGUUAAAGACUGCCACUAAAGGUGGCAGUGUCAAAGCCCUUUUGUCAAGCAGGCCUAUUACUGCAUUCGAGGAUUGUUUCGCUGGUAAGCCACAGCUCCGGCUCCAUCAGCUCACUUAUGACGAUAUCACAACGUAUGUGUAUGACCUGUUGUCCGUACAUCCUCAAAUGGUCUACCUGAAAACUACUUAUAACAACGAAACCAAAGCACUUGUGGAAGAGGUUGUCAGCUCAGCCUCGGGGGUUUUCUUAUGGGUCACGCUUGUAGUGAAGUCACUUAUCGAAGGGCUGCAAGAUGGGGAUAAGAUCGAAGAUCUUCAGUUACGACUGCGGGCUUUACCGAAGGAUCUUGAAGCGCUUUUCACCCUAAUGCUACGUAACGUGCCUACCUUGUACAAGUCACAAGCGUCACGCAUAUUUCAAAUCCUCCGAUGCAACAACGAAGGCCACCAGCAGAUGUAUGAUGUUGGGAGCGGGAAGGAAAGGCCGUUAUCCGCCGUCAGACUGUCCUAUGCAGAAGCUAAGAUCGACGAGGUCAUAGGCGCUGACAUUUCUCCCUUGUCAAAUGGAGAACUUGAACAAAUAGAGAGCACCAUAGAACGUCGAAUUCGAAGCCGUUGCGCAGGUCUCUUGGAACUUCGGACGCGAAGCAAGUCCCAGCAAGAUGAAACAAGUCAGGUCGAUCAAAGGGAUACGAAGGAAGUUGUGUAUCUUCACAGGACUGUCACUGAUUUCCUGUACGAAGAAAGGGUCUGGGCCGAAUUGAUGAGUCACGCAGAGGGACUGAAGUUUCAUGCACCCCUAGCUGUGCUACAAUCAUUGGUCAUGGAAGUCAAAACGGUCAAUCUGGGACGGCAGCCACCGGCUGAUGGGAUUCCCUGGCGACUUGUGUCUGACGCUCUGCUAUUUGGGCGACUUACGGAAGCGACCGCUCAGACGAGCUCUCAGAAACUCUUCGAUGAGCUUGACAGAGCAAUGACGACUUACUUCCCAGACGUUACAGGACACUGGAAAGGAGGAGAAUACAAAGAAGCAACUUGGUGCGAUACAUAUGUAGAGGACUACAUCAGGCCCGCACCCUGGCAUGAUAAUUUCAUGUCCUUGACCGUCAGAUUUGGGUUGACGUUGUACGUUCGAGAUACUAUCCGUAAAAAAGGUCGAGAUUGUUUGAACAAACGUGGUAGACCGCUGCUCGACUACGCCUGCAGACCUGAGCCGAGAUACGAAAAGUGGUCAGCUUUCAAUGAUCCCAACCUCGUAGAGACUCUGUUACUGAACGGUGCUGAUCCGAAUCUCAAGUUCAAUGGGUUCAGUGCCUGGCAAAAUUGUCUGUAUACAGAGACUGACAACCCCGUCAAAUGGAUAUCUCUACUGAAACUCUUACUUCUUCAUGGGGCGGAUGCCAACGCAUGUAUUGAGACGCGAAAUGAAGGUCAGAAAUCUGCAUUAAAUGUCAUCAAGGAGUGCUUCGAUGAGUUCAUAGCUGGGGAUGCUCAAGCUACUGAAGGAAUCAUAAUGCGCUUCACGUCUCGUUAUGAAGAGGCUGUAACUGAAACCGUAUCGGCGGAAACACUGGCUCAGCUUAAGCUGGACAUCGUUGAGUUGAAGGAAUUGCUCAUCGAGCGAGGUACUAGUGGCGUUCACGGCAAGGUCGAAAACAUGAGGUGGAGGCUCUUUGGUAAACGAGUAACGCUACCUGUAAGACGUUUCCUUGGGAGAGGCCACAAGUAA